UGACUUUUCAAGAUCUGUGUGGGGAGUAAAAUAUCAACAAAAGCGCGACGCAGUAACCAGUGACAUGUACUACUAUAUUAUUGGAAUAUUCAAUUUCCUUUAAUACAAAAAUGAACAUCAUGGUGAGGGUUUUGACAGCGAUUUUGAUAGCAACGGUCUUUAAUACGACUAAAGUGGAAUGCAAGGGUUUGGAAGAAGCAGACUUCAACGUGUUCCGAUUUAACCAAUGCCCCUUGGCAAGUUUGAGAGUACACCUCCUGUUUGACCUAACACCAAGGCAGUGUGCAUACGAAUGCGCAGUGCGGGCUUCGUGCAAAGGGGCCGGGUAUAGCCCGGGUUUUAAAUGCUGCGAACUAUUUGAUGUGGACGAGGUGAACUCGAAUAACAGCGAUGAUCGACGAUGCAACUUUAUCAGAAAAAGCGACAUCAGCGCAGUUGAGGGGAUGAGCGAAUGCGCAACGGGUGAAAGAUAUAAUCGCAAAUCGAAUCAGUGUGGUAAAAGAGAAUGUCCAGCAGUGGAGCCUGUUAUAAACGGUGUCAUACUUGGGAACAGUUUCGAACUUAACUCACGGCGAAUGGUCCGAUGCAACCCGGGAUACUUUGAGAAAACCGGUCAGAACACAAUGCUUUGUUUGAACGGGAACUGGAACUAUACGCCGGAGUGUGUACCUAAUAUCAACGAAUGCACAGUCAAUACUACCAGCCCAUGCCUUAACGGAGCAACAUGCACGAAUACCAUUGGUUCGUUCACUUGCACAUGCGUACCAGGAUUUACCGGACCACUGUGCGGAACAGAUGUCAAUGAGUGCAUAUAUCCAUCUGGAAACCCGUGCAGGAAUGGGGGCUCUUGCACAAACAAUGUUGGAUCGUAUACGUGCGCAUGCGCACCGGGCUAUAGUGGAGCUUUGUGCGACAACGAUAUCAACGAAUGUACAGUAAAUACUACUAGCCCAUGCCUAAACGGAGCUACAUGCACGAAUACCAUUGGUUCGUCCACUUGCACCUGCGUACCAGGAUUUACCGGACCACUGUGCGGAACAGAUAUCAACGAAUGUACAGUAAAUACUACCAGCCCAUGCCUAAACGGAGCUACAUGCACGAAUACCAUUGGUUCGUUCACUUGCACAUGCGUACCAGGAUUUACCGGACCACUGUGCGGAACAGAUAUCAACGAAUGUUCAGUAAAUACUACCAGCUCAUGCCUAAACGGAGCUACAUGCACGAAUACCAUUGGUUCGUUCACUUGCGCAUGCGUACCAGAAUUUACAGGAUCACUGUGCGGAACAGGCGGCUUUAUGACGUUGCCGGACUAUGAAAGUGCGUGGACAGAUAUCGCCUCCAGUAAUACCUCUGCCAGCAGCUACAAGGAGUUCGCUCAUAAACUUGGCGAGGUCCCAAUCCUUGUAGACGUACAGGUGAAGGCAAUCGAUGGGCCGAACAAGGGAUAUAUCUUCCAAGCAUCAGGACACCAGCAGCGCGAUGAUGACCAGCCGGAGGAGUAUGGCGGCGUCAUCUUCAUUUACUCUGAGACAUCUGUGCGUGUCAGUGCGCCCCUCUACAGUAACAGCCAUCUGGGAAGAACAAUUUACACGGGAGAGUCUCCUUACUGGGUUGGCCCUAAUACACAAGACAGCUGGAGUGCUCAGGUACGAGUGCGGUGUUGGCGGAAGUCGUCACUCCCCAAACCAGACUUCUCAAAGACUGGGACCACCAUAAAAUCUACGACAAAAUUGGCGGCUGAUUCUUAUAAGAAUAUAAGCCAUGGUAUUAACGGUACACCAAAUCUCGUGGUCUCACGCAUACAGUUUGAUCUAGCCGGAACCACUGUAUAUGCCGACUCAGUAGGGUCGGCUGGGGUCAUCUAUCUGAACGAUAAUUUCACUUCAAACGGUUACGUUGUGUUUGGGUACGAUUCCUCAAAUAUCCAGAUUUGGGCGCCUUCAGACAUCUAUGGACGCCUUGUUAGCAUGGGGGACGGCUACGGGAUUAGUGGUCAAGCAACAGUGGCUGACUUGCAGCUCUAUGCGUGGAGUAACCAGACUCUUCCCUACAACACUUGCGGUACUCUGAAACUAAGUUCAACCCAAAACGGAAGUGAAAAAAUACUCGACUUUAAACCGGCCGGGAACGAAAACCAGGUCUUUACUCGGGCUUGGAUUCAUUCAUCGAUUAGCCCCAGCAGCGGUUACAGGUUUCCCGGUACGGGGGCAUUGUCCUACGAGACUACUGCCUACGACAGGCCGUGCACAUAUGGCGGUAUGGUGUACGCCUACACCACUCAGGCUGCUCGCUUCUGGCAGCCGGGCAACGCUAAUGGCGCCAUGGUCUGCAUUGCCAGCUGUCUGGGAACUGCAAUCAACAAUCAGGCGUUAAACGAGGGCACCGCAGUACUGCAUUCAUGGGAACUGGAUGUUAACGAGUGCCGAACUAAUCCUUGUAAGAAUGGAGCAACGUGCGAGAACUAUUUCCAUAGUUACGCCUGCAGAUGCGCCCCUGGAUACGCUGGCAUGCUCUGCGAAAACGAGGCUGUGUAAUUAAAGAGGAGAGCAGUUCAAUCCCAAUCUAUAUCGGCGUAUAACAAUGACAAAAUAGCCUGUGAUAACAACGUAGUUUUAAGGAAGCUCACCCGUGAUAAUUUCCCGCGAUUUCUUCAAAGAUCGAAGAGCCCUUUUACCUGUUUACGUAUGGCUAUCUAAUUUAAGCUAGUAUUAAUGUAAAGGCGAUAGACUUGAAAUCUUUUGGGAUCUUCCCGCGCAGGUUCGAAUCCUGCCGACAACGCAUACUUUUUGCGACGCGUUUUAUUUCUUUUCUCACGUAAUUUGAUUUAAUAUAGCAUAUAAGCUAUGUUUAUGUUAAAUAUGUUGCAAUUUGUAUGCAGAUUCUUCAUUUUUUUUAAAUUUAAACAACGUUAUGGCUAAAUUGGGUGAUUUAUUGCAGAAAAUACGAAUCAUGCGCGUUGCAAUUUUAUUUUUAUUUUAAAAAGUAAACGGUAAAUCUGUCUAUUUCUUGGUAUUUUUGCUGUAUAUAGUGUAUCUUAAAAAACUAAGUUCAAAAUAUUACUUAAAUAAUACUAUUAACAUUUUUAUGACACUUUGUUUUUAACCAACCAAAUUUCUACUUGGCUGAAACCACUUACAUUUAAUGGCGCUCUUUCAUAAAUAACAAGUUAUAAAAAAUAAAUGUCUGUACAAGAAUACUUAUUUCGUCUUGUUCAAACUUUAAACACCUUUACUGCAUCUGUACACACCAACUGCAUGCCCAUAUUUGGAAAUCUGGAUUAUGAAACUUUCAUAUACCCCAGGGUAAUAAAUUAACUUGACAAAAGCCAAGCGUGGGGAUGGUUUUGAAGAAAAUCAGUAUAUUUUUUUUUUAAGCAUGGAAAGCCUAUCUAAAAAUUUACCUUUAGUUCAAUGAAAUGAUGCUGAUUAAGAAAAUAAUACAUAAGAUUAUAUUUCGAAAGGUGCCCAUUACGGGUGCGCUACCUUAAUACAAUCUUUAUAUUGUUGUGCUUACAUUUUCUUUUAUGUUAUUGAAAUGUUUGAAAUAAUAGUGCAAUAUUUACAAUAGAUAUUUUACGCUCACUGUUGUAAGAUUUACAUAAAACUUAUUUUAUUCUUAAUUGUAUUUGUCUAAACAUUGGAAAUGUAUACAAGUAUUCUUUUAAAUGUCUAAAAGACGGAAUGUUUUUGUUUUGAAUGAACAAUACAUACUAAAUAAUAAUAAUUUGUUGUAGUGAGUGUUUCCAACUAUCAGUAAAAAGUUAGAAAAGGUGCAUUGGUAAAACUUUUGUGAUAGAUCCUUAAAUUUGUCAUUCUUAUCUGAAACUCUUUUUGGAGUUUAACGUUGAGUCUGCAAUGAUUUUUGCAACAUUCUAUCAUUAUUUGUGAAAUGAAUUUAUGAUUUGGCAGAUCUCUGGCGUAUUUUGUAGGCCUAAAACAUGUCAUUAUACAACAAAAUUUGUAGCAAAAACGUAAACAGUUUUAUAUAUUUAAUGAUUUAACAUCAUAAAUAUUAGUUUAGUACAAUCUUAGUUUUACAUACUGGGCCAUGUAAUAGAUAGUACACACUCAAAAGUAAAGCAAUCAACAAAAACAUCCACUAUCAUGCACAAGAGCACGAUGUUAGCAUGAUGUUUAAUAUAAUAUGAAGAGUCUUAAUAUAAUAAGAAUAGCAUGCAGAGACAGAGUCAAGAGUGGCGAAAGUUGGAUGUGGCUAAAGACCCAGAUUUGAAAGUAUGUUUUGCCUGAAUAUAUGUGAUGUAUCUUGGUCACCAAACGCUAUCCUAAUGGUGGUUUUAUAUAUUAAUUGUAUGUAUUUUUGUCUGCGCGCAAUUCUUUAAAUUAAUUGAUAAGAUAAACGUUUAUAUAAGAGAUUAUACUACUACUGCUACUACUACUGCUACUACUACUACUACUACUACUACUACUACUACUACUACUACUACUACUACUACUACUACUACUACUACUACUACUACUACUACUACUACUACUACUACUACUACUACUUCUUCUACUACUACUUCUACUACUACUACUACUACUACUAUUACUACUUCUACUACUACUACUACCACUACUACUACUACUACUUACUACUACUACUACUACUACUACUACUACUACUACUUCUACUACUACUUCUACUACUACUACUACUACUACUAUUACUACUUCUACUACUACUACUACUACUACUACUACUACUACUACUACUACUACUACUACUACUACUACUACUACUACUACUACUACUAUGUUAUGUAUUCAAAUUUGUAUGUCUUAAUUUAAUGUGAGCUGAUUACGUAUGAUUUAUGUUGAUACCCUCCUGUUAUUUUAUAUUUCACUUGAUGUAUUUAUACGACACGGAUUAAAUGUUUAUUUGGGAGUUAUAGAUAACUUAAUUAUAUAUUUAAGGCUUACGCAUUUAUUGAAAUUUACAUUCUACUGCUUUUUUAUAAAUAUUAAUGUACUAUUUGUUUUUUUCUUAUGUAUAUAAGAAUGCAAGUGAUACUUGCUGAUUUUGCAUAGAAUUAUACUGGUGAUGCUUGUUGCCUUUGUAUAGAAGUAUACAAGUGAUGGUUGUUGCGUGUGUAUAUGAUAAUACAAGAUAUACUUUCUGCUUUGUAUAAAAGUAUACACAAUAUGUAUAUGUCAAUACAAGUGAUACUGCUUUUGUAAAUGAGAAUACAACUGAUACUUGCUGCUUUUGUAUAUGAGAAUACCAAUGAUAUUUGCAGUUUUGUAUAUGAGAAUACAAGUGCUACUUGCUGCUUUUGUAUAUGAGAAUACAAAUGAUAUUUGCAGUUUUGUAUAUUAGAAUACAAGUGCUACUUGCUGCUUUUGUAUAUGAGACUACACAUGAUAUUUGCAGUUUUGUAUAUGAGAAUUUACGUGAUACUUGUUGCUUUUGUAUAUGAGAAUACAAAUGGCAUUUUGCUACCAAAACAAACGCAUGUAAGAAUUAUCAAAUCCUUUUAACCGUUUAUUUACAUUAUAAAAGGGUAAACAUGGAAUAGUAUUAAUACUUUACGUAAGUUUUCAUUUUUCAAAACAUUGAAUUACCAGUUUACUCUUUAUUAUAUUUCCCUUCGCAUGAAAUAAAUGAUUAUGCUUUAUAUAUAAUGGUAUUGCAGACGUGCGUUCUUUUAUGAAUUGUGUUUUGCACAAAUGUUGUUGUUGGUAACUUAAUAAUAUAUAUUGUGAUGUGUAAACGCGUUUUCAAUUUAACUAUCGGGAAUUCAAUUGUUUUUCAAAUAACAGCAUGAACAAUGUGUAUUCUCUUUUUGUUAACAAAGCAUCUUUAGUUGUAAAAAGUAGCAGGAUGGUUCACCCAAAGUGAAAGGAAAAGUGGUAAUAUUUUCCGUUUCUGUGCUAUAGAUUGUUCUUAAAAAUUAACAUGUAUUUUUUUGUUCAAUAACAAUUGAUGAACAGUUAAUUGUCUAAGGUAAAACAACACAACAAACUUCCCUUGAGUACAUUGGUGUUACCUUUUAUCACACACAGUGCCAUUGAAACAUAUCUUACAUAAUUAUAAAUGAAGACAAAGCUGACUUAAUCCAAAUUAUACCAGUAUUCACGAAGUGUACAUUUAACUUGUUAGAAUGGUAGACGUUUUUAACAAAAAUAAAAACAACACCAGGAAUAAAUUGGAACCUGGUUAUAAUAAGCUGUAUAUCUGCUUUUGUCAAGCACUAUUGUUAAAGAAAAUGAGCAUGUAACUGGCGAUGAAAAUAGCAUUAGCAUAUUAUACAUGUAUGCAACGGUAUUGUUAUCACGUUAUCUAUACUUGUAUAUUGUAAGAUCAACUUGAAAAAAUAUAUACAUGGAUACAAAAAGUUUUAUAAAAAAGUACGCUCCACAAAACAUAUCAGUAUUUCACUUAGGAACAUAUGAAAUGUUGAAUGCUCCGAUUUCGUUGGCUUGGACUUUUCUGAUAUUGUGUCUGUAAUGGGCAGGUUUAUUAUAGUUAUGGGCAAUUAGAAAUUAUUGUUUCAUUAUUGACUUCGGACAUGUGUCUUUUUUCUUUAAUAACGUAUAUUUGUUUCUGUGUAAUCAAAAUUGCACAUAUUUUCCUUUUCGGUCACUGUACGUACGUGUCUUUACAAGACUUAGUGCUUUACUUUUAAA
Messenger RNA from Dreissena polymorpha, 6629 nucleotides. RefSeq lists its product as uncharacterized. The record is from RefSeq and is a predicted model, not a curated record. Lineage: Eukaryota; Metazoa; Mollusca; Bivalvia; Myida; Dreissenidae. Bases 111 to 2534 code for a protein of 807 amino acids. The transcript has 18 exons. Gene Ontology annotation, molecular function: calcium ion binding.